Molecule: messenger RNA, 892 nt
Organism: Helianthus annuus (common sunflower)
Lineage: Eukaryota; Viridiplantae; Streptophyta; Magnoliopsida; Asterales; Asteraceae
Product: serine proteinase stubble-like
Exons: 3
Coding region: 56-766 (236 amino acids)
Source: RefSeq, a predicted model, not a curated record
CAUUGAAACAAGAGUUUGUUAGACGCGCAUAAACAAACACAAACCGUAAUUCAAAAUGAGCAACGAUCACCAAUACCCUCAUCCACCCACCACCACCGGCGAACUCCACCGUCAGCCACCACCAUCCACCGAUGGAACCACCACAAAAUCACUUCCCCACACCCACACCCACACCCCAUCUCCAUCCACCCCUGGAUCACUGCUUGCCGCCGCUUUCGGGCGUGCAAUCUUUAACAUCCCACAAACUUCUUUCCAAGAAGCUGCAGCCACCACCACCACCACCACCACCACACCUCCCAAUAUCCCGACAAACAACCCGCUUCGCCGGACCCUUUCUGACCCCAUUACUAUAGAUUAUAAAGCAACCCAAGAACCCAAGAAGAUCACACCACUUCGCAGAUCACUUUCUGACACAAGUGAGUUUCAACUACCCAAGAAAGCCCCAAGAGUUUCCUCAUCGCCGCAGUCAUCAUCCCGAAAACAUAGUCCCCAAUCCGAGAGAUUGAGAAAGAUUGGAGAUAUGGUUAAAGAGAUUGAGCAUAGGUGUUGGGAGAUUAUGAGGGAAGAAGAAGGUGUUGAAGAGGAGGAUGCUAAGACCAAUGUUAGAUCUAAUCCUACUGAGCCUCAGCCACAGGGUCAGGAGGAAUGUGUAGCGGUUGAGCGGUUGAAGAAUGGGGAUUUGAAGUUUGAGUUGGGUUGCUCAUGUGGUAAGAAGUUUGAAAUGUUGAUUGAGCACAAUGGGUAUUGUUUCUACAGAUUGACUUAGUUUGAUUGCAGUUGGUUUUGAUGAUACAUAGAUACAAGAAUUGUAAUUGUUGACUCUCUGUUUAUGUUUGAAAUGGAUUGCAAGUCCUUUUAAGUCAUGCUUUGAACCUAAGGUCAAUGAGAUAUA